This is a messenger RNA of Sus scrofa (pig), 2664 nucleotides long. NCBI's taxonomy places the organism in Eukaryota, Metazoa, Chordata, Mammalia, Artiodactyla, Suidae. The record is from RefSeq and is a predicted model, not a curated record.
AUGGCCCCGCUGGCGAGCGAACGCGGUGCCCCGGCGCGGGUCAAGGUCCAUCUGGCGUCGACCAGUUACCAGACCCGGGAAUGUGCCGGUGCCUGUACCACGCGUAGGGCACCCACUGCCAAAGCGCCUGCUCGCCGGGCCAUCUCGGGACCGUUCCUUCCCGCCUCUCCGGAGCAGCCGCGCCCUCAGCGGGCCGAGCCCAGCGGCCCUCGUCCGCGGAGUUGGGGGCGCAGCCAGGUCAGGCCCCGCGCACGCUCGGGUCUCCCGGACCGGGGCUGCGCUCAUCAGGCGCGCAGGGGCCGGACGCCGCGGCCCAUCCCUGCCAGAGCCCGGCCGCCUGGCGGUGGGGUGGCGGCGACCGCGCGGCGCGGCGCGGCGCAAUCGGAUCCGAGACUGAGGGCAGUCUCCUUUGCUGCUCCGCGGGCCCGGCCGGCCGGGCGGAGAAGGGGCGGCUCCUUCGGCAGGCUCGGCUCUCUCACGCGGCGGCCAGGAGGCGGGGAUCUGGAGGGGAACGAGGGCGCAGGGCCGCUGGGACGGAGGAGGGGGCGAGAGCGGCGGCGGGCGGCGGGGGCCGGGGUGGGGGGCGCUGGGAGCAGACGGCCAAGUCUUCGGGCAGGUGCAGCGGCCGUCCCCGGAGCGCAGUGCCCGCACAGCCGAACCUCUAGCCUCCCCGCGCCCGGGUCUGCCAGAUAUCCGAGCGCCGCGGAGCCGCCCCCAGCGUCAGCGCCCGCAGAUUGGCGGAGCCGCAACCCCGCGAGCCCGGGCCUACUCCGCUCCCUCUCUUUUCUCCUCCCCUCAGCCAAGCCCCGCGAUGCCUCUGCAGCUCCGGGCCCGCUAAGGAGAGGGCGCCUUCUUCCCGCGGUUCGCCGAGAAAAGACGAGGAAGGCGGAGGGCGCGGAUCCCGCGCACCAGGCUCCUGCAGCCGGAGAGGAGGGCUGCGGCGCUGCGGGCUCUACCGAGAUGCGCCCCCACUGCCCCCGGCCCCGGGCCAGGCCGCCGCCGCCGCGCCCAGGACCUCCGCCCGCGCGGGGCCGGCCGUACCAGCAGCAGCCUCUCGGCUCCUCCCCGAUGAGCCGAGGACCAGAACCCAGGCCAAGUCCCUCCCCGGAGCAGCUGGGCGUCUGCGCCGCCGGCUGAGUUCCCCGCCGGGCGGCGACCUUAUGCCCCCCGCCCCCGCCUCGGCCGCGUCCCCGCGCUCCCGGCAGCCUGCGAGGGGGAGGAGGAGGGGGCGUGGGGUCCGCCGCCGCUGCAGACAACGACAGGAGCCGGGUGCUGGACCCAAACCUGGAGGGGACGCCAGAGCCACGGCGAGGCUUUUGCACGCUGGGGCCCCACCCCACCUCAAGGGGACCACGCCUGCGCCUUAACUCUGGCAGCGCCGGCGCCGCGAGCUAGAAUUUGCUUGGCAUCGAGAGGUGCCCUGGGUGUUGGCAGGCGGCGCCUCCCUCACUUUGGGCCGGACAGUGUGUGUGUGUGUGUGUGUGUCUGUGUGUGUGUGUGUGUCCUUUGGCCUCACCAGAGGCUCCAAAUCGGCCACCCGCACCCAGAGGCAAGGUACUUCUGGGCCCACACAGCUUCUGGAGGCCCAGCUCCCAGGAAUGCUAGGGACCGUUAAUGCGACUUUUAGCCUAAAGGCCAAGGAUACAUUAGCGAAGGGCAAACACGGCACAAUGAUCAUUUAUCAUCUGGAGCCGGAGAGGGCGCUGGGAACCCUGUCCUGGCCUCAGGACUCAAGGUCAGAGCUUCUGCCUUCCCUCAUUAUUUCUAUUUUUAACGAUUGUGCUCAGGCCUCUUGCAAAAAUAGCAAGAGGUGAGAACAUUUCUAACACGAACCUGCUCCCCUUUGUUGGAAAACUGCGGGGAUGUGGGAAAAACUGGCCAGGAUCUGGGCAAUGUGGCAUCAAGUUGUCUCCUGCAUGGCUGGUGGCCCCCCCGCUUGCUGCUCAGCUGAACCUAACUAAGGGAGUGACAAGCAGGACUGGCCACAUCUGUGAUUAUUCCAAGGCAGCUGCUCCUGCAGAAACACAGAGUCUUUGUCAGCAUCCUGUGCCCUGGCCCAGUUUCCAUGACGGCCCUCGGUCCUCAGGCUGCUUGUCAGAGAAGAACCCAUCACUCUGACCAUGGUCAGGAGGCAGCUUGCCCGGGUCCUGGGAAACCCACUGCAUCGGCUCUGGCUCUACGUCCACCUCUCACCACGGCGCCCCUCCCCCACCCGUGAAGGCAGCUCCACAAAAGCAGAAAAUCAGUGCCGAUUCACAGGUUAGGGUGUAAACUCUCCCGCUACGACCUGGUUCAAGCCCCGCCUCCAGGACGGUCACAGCAUGGACAAGACAGCAGCAACGGUCAUUCCAGCUUCGGCCGUGGGGCCCCGCUCAGACGCGCGCCUGUCUCCUGGUGAAAUCCUGGAGGCUGUCCUUUCCACCGUCCUGUCUGCACGAGGAGGACACAGGGGUCAGCUUCCUGGGAGAAGGGAGUCGUCCGGAUGGCUGGUCCCCGGAGGGAUGACUUACUGCAUGAACAUCGAAAUCAGAUGAACCCUGACGGCGACAGCGAUGGUGCACGGGCCCCUCACCCCGAUACCCAGGACCCAGAGAGGAUCGGCUGGAAGUGAUGGACACGAAACCACCGCCCCCCGCCCCGGAUAAAGUGGCAGGAGCAGCGACA